This is a messenger RNA of Psammomys obesus (fat sand rat), 1884 nucleotides long. It is a transcript of the gene Exosc2, whose product is annotated as exosome component 2. NCBI's taxonomy places the organism in Eukaryota, Metazoa, Chordata, Mammalia, Rodentia, Muridae. Gene Ontology annotation, biological process: TRAMP-dependent tRNA surveillance pathway; exonucleolytic trimming to generate mature 3'-end of 5.8S rRNA from tricistronic rRNA transcript (SSU-rRNA, 5.8S rRNA, LSU-rRNA); U4 snRNA 3'-end processing. The record is from RefSeq and is a predicted model, not a curated record. The transcript has 9 exons. Gene Ontology annotation, cellular component: nuclear exosome (RNase complex); cytoplasmic exosome (RNase complex). Gene Ontology annotation, molecular function: RNA binding. The coding region runs from base 1 to 882 and encodes 293 amino acids.
AUGGCGAUGGAAAUGAGGCUUCCUACGGCUCGCAAACCUCUCAGCGAGACUCUGGGCCGCGACUCUAAGAAACAUUUGGUAGUACCGGGGGACACGAUCACCACGGACACGGGCUUCAUGCGGGGCCAUGGGACAUAUAUGGGGGAAGAGAAGCUCAUUGCAUCUGUGGCUGGUUCUGUGGAGAGAGUGAACAAGCUAAUCUGUGUGAAAGCUUUGAAAACCAGAUACAAUGGAGAAGUAGGAGACAUCGUGGUGGGGAGAAUCACAGAGGUCCAACAGAAGAGGUGGAAGGUGGAGACCAAUUCCAGGCUGGAUUCCGUCCUGCUCCUCUCAUCUAUGAACCUGCCUGGAGGGGAGCUGAGGAGAAGGUCUGCAGAGGAUGAGCUGGCCAUGAGAGGAUACUUACAGGAAGGGGACCUCAUCAGUGCAGAGGUCCAGGCAGUGUUCUCGGAUGGAGCUGUUUCUCUGCACACAAGGAGCCUGAAAUAUGGAAAGCUAGGUCAGGGAGUUCUAGUCCAGGUCUCUCCUUCCCUGGUGAAAAGACAGAAGACUCAUUUCCAUGACUUGCCGUGUGGUGCCUCAGUGAUUCUGGGUAACAAUGGCUUCAUAUGGAUUUACCCGACCCCAGAGCACAAGGAUGAGGAUGCUGGCGGCUUCAUUGCAAACCUGGAGCCAGUAGCCCUUGGUGAUCGAGAGGUGAUCUCCCGGCUUCGGAACUGCAUAGUCUUGCUGGUAACUCAGAGAAUGAUGCUGUAUGACACCAGCAUCCUGUACUGCUAUGAGGCCUCCCUUGGGCAUCAGAUCAAGGAUAUCUUAAAGCCAGAAGUAAUGGAGGAGAUCAUGCUAGAAACACGCCAGAGGCUUUUGGACCAGGAGGGAUGAGGCCAGGUGCCGAAGGAUGGGACUGUGCACCUCUCUGGAGCAGUUUUGGGUGGGAAGUCAGCUGUGUGCCCCCACAUGUGGCCCAGGGAGGAUCUGACAAGCACAUUACUCAUCUGUAGCAGCGCAGUGGAGCCAGGACUGUUCUAUCCUGUCUGGGACAAAGCCAGGGUGGAGGCUAAUGGUGGCUUUGGAUGCUUGGGUCCCAGUACAAGGGUUAGUUUUAGGUCUUUCAGAGCACAGUGUCCCAGUCUGAUGACUUACCUUGGAAUAACUUGGAGAAUUUAUGUCUUCCAGUCAUGCUACACAGUGCCCUGUGAAAUUGUCUGAGUAGAAAACAUGGUGGGCUGGGGAUAUAGCUCCUGGGUGGAGUACUUUCCUAACAUGUGCAAGGCUCCAGGUUCAAUUUCCAGCUCUACCUCAACCCCAGAAAGAUGAAAACCAAAGAAGAAAGACGUGGCAUUGCCAGCAGCAAUGGUCAGUUUUGACUUCCACCCCAUCAUUUAAUGCACAAGUGUGUGGCUGAAGAGAAGGUGGUAGAGCUAGGUCAGCAGUCAAAUGGAUAGAAGAAUAAAGUGAGCCAGCAGCCUUUGCUGGAAUCUGAUUCCCACUGUAUGUUCCUUCUGGUGACAGGUUCUCGAGAUCCAUACCCUCUGCCUGGGCUUCCUUCCCCGUGUGUGUGAACUGUUCCUGUCCUUUAGCAUCUAAGGUCCACCAACAGGUCCACCAGCAAGAAAUGGCCUUGAGACAGCCUUAAGGAGUGCCUGAGGUGUUCCCUGAGAUAUUGCAGUUUUCUGUGCAGUGCUUGUACUGCCUGCGAGGGUGGUGUGUAAGAAGCCGAGCUGCAGCUGAUAACUGAGAGAAUGAAUGUUCUGGGCCCACAGUGCUUUUUGAUGCUCUGACGAGAAAACAAAAAUGGAUUGGAAAAAGCUAAGUCCUUUCCUUUUGUAACUGACAUGGUGAUGUAUUAACUUUUGAAUAAUUAAAAGUUGAAACAGGGUACAA